Molecule: messenger RNA, 2868 nt
Organism: Saccoglossus kowalevskii
Lineage: Eukaryota; Metazoa; Hemichordata; Enteropneusta; Harrimaniidae
Product: dual serine/threonine and tyrosine protein kinase-like
Biological process (GO): protein phosphorylation; cellular response to fibroblast growth factor stimulus; positive regulation of ERK1 and ERK2 cascade
Cellular component (GO): cytoplasm
Molecular function (GO): protein kinase activity; ATP binding
Source: RefSeq, a predicted model, not a curated record
AUGGCUUGCGAGCGAAACACAUUGAACAAGAGAGCUAAGACUCUACGAGAUUUGUACAGAGAAACACUCAUGUGUUAUGAUGACUUGAAACAAAAGGGUCAGCUUAGUAGUGACGCGGGUGAAGCUUUAUUAUCAGCUGAUGAAGUCACAUUUCUCGAAGAUACACUUAAACAGACGCCAUGUGUUGUAUUGUUUGGGGAGUUGAACAGCGGUAAAAGCAGUCUAGUCAACGCGCUUCUCAGGGAGAAAGUGGCUCCCCGCGGCGAACUUCCGUGUACGGCGAGGUUGGUCACAUUCAAGUAUUCAGAAACCCCCUUUAUAUUGCUACGAGACAAGCAUGGAAUUGAGAGGAAAAGGGAAACACUCGAUCAUGAACGAAAUAACAUUAAACGAUGGAUCGUACUCAAUGACGAUGAACGACGAGAUCAAACUGAAGUAAGUUUGGCCGUAGACGUCGCUAUUGAAAACCCACUUCUCAAAGAUGGCAUGCUGGAAAUAAUUGACACGCCUGGGCUCAACGAAAAUAAGGAACUGAAUAACGUCGUCGCCGAAAUGUGUAACAAAAGACGUUUGCUUCCGUUAUUGGUAUACGUUAUAGAUGGGAAUUAUGGAGUAUGCAGUCCUGAUAGAAAAAAUAUUGAAAAUCUGACAAAAGAAUGUCCAAAUUCCGUUAUUAUCUAUGUGUGCAGUAAAAUCGACAAGUGUUCAAAGGCUGAGAUGCACAACAAACCAGACGAUGACGAAUUAGACGAUGCGAGCGACCAACUAGUUGAGUUGACACCAGAACAAAAGAUGGAAGGGGUAUAUAAAACAUUGGUAAAUGAGGGAGUGAUUGAUACGAAUGGCGGUGAUAUGCUGAAUUGUAAAUACUUCCACGGGGUCUCAACGAAACGAAUUGAGCAGUUACGAAAGCAUUCUAAAGAAGACAUGAAAUCCGAGGAUGGUUUGUUCGUGCGGAAUUUCAAUCGAUUUGAAGAGCACAUUGUAGAAUACGUUCGCAGUAGUUUAGAUAGUCACUUUCGCCAAGCACUCAGAAUACUACUUUGCAGUUAUGAAGGUUGUUUGAGUUUCCUGUUUCAAAAAGAGCUCAACCUGGCACAAGAGCUAGAAACCGUGCCAAAACUCCUCGACAAGGCAAAGAUGGCAGAGAAUGAAUUGACUCAGGUGUUGUUAGAUUUUAUCAGCAGCGCAGAAACGCAUAUGAAGUUGGUCGAUGUUGUCAGGGGAGCCAUACAGAGAGUAAAACCUGAUGUUUUGAAAGAUGCCAUGGAAAGGAAACUGCCAGACAAAUUUGUUUAUGACGAACUCGCCAAUGAACCAGAGCUGAGCCAUUUAACGAUGAUUAUCCGGUCUUUGACUGAUAGUAAGUCGAUUACUGCGCAUGCGUUCUGUCGAGAUAUUUGCUACGUCAUUGUUAACAGAGUUACAAACGAAACCCACAAAGAAACCAAGAAACUGCUGAAGGAUGAAUUCUCAACUACAUUAAAGCGUGUCCUGCUGACCAUAGCCACGCUGCAAAUGCCUGGCCUAUCCGGAGUCCUGGAAAAAGACCAUAUCUAUGGUGAACAAGAAGAGGACUCGGAUAAAAAUACGACUUUGGCACUUUUGGUGAGAAUGGUGAAUUCUAUAUCCACGGGAAUAAGACUAGCAGUGGUUAAAGAGCUGAACGAAACUUAUAGCGUAGCCGACAUAGCCGUGCGAGUUGAGCUUCUAAAGAAGCAGCUUGGGAAGAAAAACGAGAGGAGUCUAAGAAAGGAGCUGGCUACAGGACUCGUUGAUGUAUUGAAGCCAACUAGACUAGCCGAUGCCAUACGGAACGCCUGUCAGCUUCACAUCAAUACAACACACAAUAAUUUCGUCAGGUCACAUGAAAGACUGUGCACUCUAAACAGGGAGUUAUGUCAACGAUCACAAAAACAGAAAAAUGAAAUAACCGAUUUUUUUGUCCCAAUGUUGUCAGAUCUGGAAGUACGUUGCCGUGCACUGGAGUACGAAAUCCUGUACGGCGUCCCUAUGGUCGGCUGCAAAAAAAUCGGAACGGGAGGUAGAAACGUAGUGAGUAAGUGCCGCGAUCAAGAUAGAUGGUGCCCUGACCGGGAUAAGUUAUCUCUGGCGAUAAAAUCCGUAAAGAUGGAAGAAAAAAGAGGACGAGGAAAAACGGAGAUGUGGUACCGAACGGUUGUAAGACUCCAAGAGAUACGGCGCCUUGAGGAGCACAGAAACGUUAUUACAGUGCACGGCUGGGUCAUGCCAUCUCCGAUUAAACUGUAUAUUAUAAUGGACAAAGUUGGGAACAAUCUCAUAUCGUCCGUUAGAAAUCUAGACCGAGAAACGAAACACGAAAUUGCGCUUGAUGUGGCAACGGGAUUGGCCUACCUACACGAGCAGGGAAUUAUUUACAAUGACCUGAAACCCCAGAAUAUAUUGAUCAUGGAAAACGAGCAUGGAAAACGAGGUGUAAUUAAUAUUGGUAAAGCCGAGGGGCUCUUUGACAUUACGCCACUGGGGGCGCCAUUUCACUUAGCUCCGUUUCUCUAUGAACAUCCCAAGCAACGAAGAGUGUACGCCGAUAUGUACGCGUUCGGCAUGUUGGUGUGGUUUCUAUAUGAUGGCAGAUGUCGACGACCCGAGGCUUUUGCCAGAUUCACGACCAACGACAUGAUGAAACUCGCGGUGUUUGACAAAGUACUUCCAGAGCAGCCGAACAAUUGCGAUUUUUACCUAUGGCGUCUAAUGAAGGAGUGUUGGAGGGGGAAAAAAAUUGUUAAGGCUGAUGACUUGGUAAAAAUACUCGAACAAUUCGGCAACGGAGCCGGCGCGAGCACACGUUCAUUUGCUUUGAAAUCUCGCUCAGUUAAAAAGGAUUAA